Messenger RNA from Ruditapes philippinarum (Manila clam), 2245 nucleotides. Its product is annotated as angiopoietin-1-like. The transcript has a single exon. The record is from RefSeq and is a predicted model, not a curated record. Lineage: Eukaryota; Metazoa; Mollusca; Bivalvia; Venerida; Veneridae. The coding region runs from base 118 to 1563 and encodes 481 amino acids.
AUAAAAUCGACGACGGUGCGUAAUAAAGACGUAAUAAGUUUCUUUUCCCAAUAUUUUUUAAGUUGAGAUUAUAAUAUAAAAUAUAAUUAAAAGAACGGACAUAUUUCAGAACUGACAAUGUUGAUUUAUAAAAGCUUACUGUGUUAUCUUUACGUGAAUUCAAUAUACGGAUUGACACUUUAUCAAAUAAAUGACAGACUGAGUUACAUUGAAGAUAGAAUAAAUGCAGAAAGCAAAUUUCGGAGAGAUGACUUCGGUUCAUUGUAUAAUGAGAUUUCUUCCAUGAAAGAAAUGCUACAGCAAUUGCUAGAGAGUAACAGUGAUGGGAAGGAAACUAAAAAUACUGAUCAGAUAAAAGAACACACUAGUAAAGAGUUAGAAGAAAAGAUUCAUCGGCUGAGUAUUGGUUUUAAAGAAGAAAAAAUGACAAAUAGUCGAAUAAGACGAAAAACACACGAAUUACAACGACAAGUUACCGAUCUAAGAACCAUAACAGACAAGACUUCUCAAGUCCUUGCAGACAUUUGGAAAGGAAUAGAGCAACUAACCAGGAAGACUGAACUAUAUCAAAAUGAUAGUUAUCGGUUACAAAGCGCUUUCACUAAAAUUGAAAUUUGUUCUAAUAACUUUACAGAACAAUAUGAAAACAGUCAUAAUGUUCAAGAAGAAAAAUUUGACAAAAUUAUGACAAUUACAGAAAUGAUACAGGAAAACACAGAACAACUAAAGCAAGGACAAGAAAUGAGACUUGACAAAAUUGUGGCAGAUACUAAUAGUAUACAGGAAAACACAGAACAGCUGAAUCAAGCACAAGAAAAGUGUUUUGAUAAUAUUGAACAUAUUUACAAUGCGACCAAGAGAUUAGAAGAAAAACUUGAAAGCAUAGAAAACUUUGUCACCAGGGCGACUUCAUGUUUGGAUCUGUAUAACAACGGAUUUAAAUUAAGCGGUAUUUAUCAGAUAUAUAUUAUUAAACAAGAAAAACUGCUGUCUGUCUACUGUGACAUGGAUACUGACGAUGGAGGAUGGACAGUCUUCCAACGACGUCAAGAUGGAAGUGUGGACUUCUUUCGAGACUGGGAAGAAUAUAAAACUGGAUUUGGUGAUUUGAAUGGCGAGUUUUGGCUUGGGAACCACUACUUAAAUCUACUGACCGAUGAUGAUAAACAACACGAGCUAAGAAUUGAUCUUGAAGACUUUGAUGGAAAUCGUGCAUAUGCCAAGUAUAGAAGCUUUAAAAUUCUGCCGGAGGAAAUGAAGUACAAACUCGAAGUGGGUGGUUACACUGGUAAUGCCGGAGAUUCUCUUGAUGCACCAAACAAUAAGGGACAUAUACAUGAUGGAAUGGAAUUCAGCACAAAAGAUAAUGAUAAUGACAACUUAGGCGGACAUUGUGCUUCUCAAUAUAAAGGCGCCUGGUGGUUCAAUGAUUGUUUUGCCUCGCACUUAAAUGGUUUGUAUUCUCAAAAGGCAACUUGUACACCAGAAUGGAAAUGCAUCAUUUGGGAUUCAUGGAAAGGUUUUCAAACCUCCAUUAAGUUCACUGAAAUGAAACUCAGAUAAAGUUGUUUCUGAGAUAAGUAGAAUAACUUUUUCGAAUGAUGCUUACUGUACGGAUAAUUUUGUAUAUUUACAAUUACAGAAACAAUUUUAAAUAAAUUCAAAGUAUUCCGAAAGGGGAAGUUUAAAUUCGUUUUGAAUUAUGGGAGUUUUCUAUUGUGUUGUCAUUAUAAUUGUUUGUUUAAAUGUUUUAUAUAUAUUAACAAUAUCACAUUUUACCUUACCGUUAUAGUAAUAUUUUUUGCAUGCAUAAUAGAGGCGAAAAGUUUUAUAAUUAAUAAUUAUUGGCAAAAGUAUUACAUUUAUUAUGGCGUCAGUGUAUGUAAUUAAUUUUUAAGUGAAAUUAUGCUCACUUUUUUAUUGUGAAGUUGAGCUGAAUUUUAUAUGUUUUUCAAAAGAUUGACUUUUAUAAUGGUGAUUAACCAACAGUUAAAUUGGAAUAUGUUUAGGAUAAAAUCUGCCUAAAAUAUAAAGACUGUCCCACUCAAGAUUGUUAUAAACUGAACAGAUAAUUUCCGAUGGCUAUUUAAAUUACAGAAUCUCCUUGGGCCAUGUGAAUUACCUUUUCAGUCACUAUAUGUCCUUGGAUAGCUCUAGUGUCUCUUUAAACACGCUCAAUUUUAAUGUAAACAACAUAUUCAGUUUUCCAAUUACACAAGCAUUUACCAAUAAUUUCACUUUGUGG